This is a messenger RNA of Emys orbicularis (European pond turtle), 2331 nucleotides long. RefSeq names its product transducin-like enhancer protein 1. The record is from RefSeq and is a predicted model, not a curated record. Gene Ontology annotation, biological process: regulation of DNA-templated transcription; negative regulation of canonical Wnt signaling pathway. Gene Ontology annotation, molecular function: transcription corepressor activity; protein binding. NCBI's taxonomy places the organism in Eukaryota, Metazoa, Chordata, Testudines, Emydidae. Bases 1 to 2331 code for a protein of 776 amino acids. Gene Ontology annotation, cellular component: nucleus; transcription regulator complex. The transcript has 22 exons.
AUGUUCCCCCAAAACCGCCCCCCGGCUCAUCUCCAGGCACCCGCCGUGGCUUCGGCAGCUGCCAGCACGGUUUCCACGACCCCUCAGUCCCUGAAACUGACCUACCCGGAGACCUUGGACCGGAUCAAGGAGGAAUUCCAGUUCCUGCAAAACCAAUACCACAGCUUGAAGUUAGAAUGUGAAAAACUGGCAACAGAAAAAACAGAAAUCCAGCGACAUUAUGUCAUGUACUAUGAAAUGUCCUAUGGCCUGAACAUCGAAAUGCACAAACAGACGGAGAUCGCCAAGCGGCUCAACGUCAUCUGUGCCCAGCUCAUCCCAUUCCUGUCCCAGGAGCAUCAGCAGCAAGUGGUCCAGGCAGUGGAGCGAGCCAAGCAGGUGACUAUGGCAGAGUUGAACGCGGCAAUCGGGGUAUGGUUUUUGCCGCCCCAACUUUCUGUGCAUCAGCUCCAGGCGCAGCACCUGUCCCACCACGCCCCUCCCAUCCCGCUGACCUCUCAUCCCUCCGGCAUGCAGCCCAGCAUCGGUGGAGCUUCUGGGCUGCUGGCUCUGUCCGGGGCCCUGGGAGCUCAGGGCCAGCUCCUCCCGAAGGACGACAGGGGACUUCACGACAGUGAGCACAGAGAGCGAGACCUGGGUCCCAGCUCCCUGGUGCUGCCCAACGGGGAGCGGGUGCGAGCCAUCUCGGAGUACCUGAGCAACAGCAAGAAGAGGAAGGCUGAGGAGAAGGACUUCGUCACGGACUACGGCAGCGAUGCGGACAAGAGCGAGGACAACCUGGUGGUGGAUGAGGACCCCUCCUCCCCGCACAGCGUCCACUCGUACUCCUCCCGCGAGAACGGGGUGGACAAGGUCCCGUUGCAGCGGAAGGAGGCUGUACCGCUCAGUCCCACCUCCAUGGCCUCGUCCAGCAGCACCUCCCCAUCGCGGAGCAAGGACCAGCCCACGGUGGAGAAAGUCGCAACUCCCGGUUUGAAGUCCAGCACCCCGACUUCCCAAGGAGACGCCACGGUGCCAGGCUCCAGCAGCAGCAGCGCCACCCAGCAGUUCCGCCCGGGGGCGGCAAAGCCCUCGGUGGAUUCGUUAGCUCUGGGCCUGAGGAACCCGCUGGCCAUGCAGAGCUCCUACCCGGCCGCCUUCGGCAUGGCGCACCCCUCCGUCAACGGCGACAUGGCCGGGGCUGGGGCCUACGCGGGGCUGCACCUGGUGUCCUCACAGCUCAACGGGGCAGCGGCGGCCGUGGGAGCCGCCGGCUACGGCCGCUCCCCUCUGGUCGGCUAUGACCCGCACUGCCACAUGCGUGUCCCGGGGCUGUCGGCCGGCAUGCAGGCGGGGACCUCGGGCAAACCCGCCUACUCCUUCCACGUGAGCGCCGACGGGCAGAUGCAGCCGGUCCCCUUCCCUCCCGACGCCCUCAUCGGCACCGGCAUCCCCCGGCACGCCCGCCAGCUCCACACCCUGACCCACGGCGAGGUGGUUUGCGCCGUCACCAUCAGCAACUCCACCCGGCACGUCUACACGGGGGGCAAGGGCUGCGUGAAGGUGUGGGACGUGGGGCAGCCUGGGACCAAGACGCCCGUGGCGCAGCUGGACUGCCUGAACCGCGACAACUACAUCCGCUCCUGCAAGCUCCUCCCGGACGGGCGCAGCCUCAUCGUGGGGGGGGAGGCCAGCACCUUGUCCAUCUGGGACCUGGCCGCGCCCACCCCCCGCAUCAAGGCGGAGCUGACCUCCUCGGCGCCCGCCUGCUACGCCCUGGCCAUCAGCCCCGAUGCCAAGGUCUGCUUCUCCUGCUGCAGCGACGGCAACAUCGUGGUGUGGGACCUGCAGAACCAGACUCUGGUCAGGCAGUUCCAGGGCCACACGGACGGCGCCAGCUGCAUCGAUAUCUCCAACGACGGCACCAAGCUGUGGACGGGGGGGCUGGAUAACACGGUGCGGUGCUGGGACCUGCGGGAGGGGCGCCAGCUGCAGCAGCACGAUUUCAGCUCCCAGAUCUUCUCGCUGGGUUACUGUCCCUCGGGGGAGUGGUUGGCCGUCGGCAUGGAGAGCAGCAACGUGGAGAUCCUGCACGUGGCCAAGCCGGACAAGUACCAGCUCCACCUCCACGAGAGCUGCGUCCUCUCCCUCAAAUUUGCCUCCUGCGGUAAAUGGUUCGUGAGCACAGGGAAGGACAAUCUGCUGAAUGCCUGGAGGACGCCCUAUGGAGCCAGUAUCUUCCAGUCAAAGGAAUCCUCCUCGGUCCUGAGCUGCGACAUCUCCACCGACGACCAGUUUAUCGUGACCGGCUCGGGAGACAAGAAGGCCACGGUUUACGAGGUCAUUUACUGA